Daucus carota subsp. sativus is the source of this 1483-nucleotide messenger RNA. RefSeq lists its product as uncharacterized. Lineage: Eukaryota; Viridiplantae; Streptophyta; Magnoliopsida; Apiales; Apiaceae. The transcript is spliced from 2 exons. The record is from RefSeq and is a predicted model, not a curated record. Bases 1 to 1206 code for a protein of 401 amino acids. Gene Ontology annotation, molecular function: nucleic acid binding; zinc ion binding.
AUGUCAUCUGAAAGAUCACCACCGAGCAAUCCUGGAAAUCAGGGUACUUCAAACCAACCAACUAUGGAUCAGAUACUACAGUUGCUACAGCAACAAGCGACAAAUAUGGUUCAGCAACAACAACAAUAUAUGCAGCAAAAUCAACAGCCGCAUCAAAAUCGUCAAGUAGAGGCACCGAUGUCGACGUUUAAGUCAUUUCAAGCAAUUAAGCCCCCAGACUUUGAUGGAUCAAAAGGACCUAUUGAAGCAAGGUCUUGGUUGAAGGAAAUUGAGAAAGCUUUCAAAUUAGCAAAAGUAAGUGAGGAUCAGAAGACUGAUUAUGCUAGUUACUUUCUGAAAAACGAAGCUAAUUAUUGGUGGGAAUCGGUAAGAGCUCUAGAAGGAGAUGAUGUGAUCUUGUGGGAUAGGUUUGUUGAACUGUUCUUAGAGCAAUAUUUUCCGGAGCAUGUACAAAGCCAACUAGAGUUGGACUUCUUGGAGUUAAAACAAGGAGAUAAGAGUGUAGCGGAGUAUGAGAAGAGGUUUAUGGAGUUGCCAAGGUUUGUCACAGCCUACGUGGAUAAUGAUUUGAAGAAAGCUAAAAGAUUCCAACAAGGGCUGAGAUCGGAUAUUAGAAUUAGUGUGGCAGCUUUAAGAUUGAAGACUUAUGCUGAUGUGGUUCAAACAGCAAUGGUGAUAGAAAGAGAGCACAAUUUAGAUAAAAAGGAGCAAGAGAGUAAGAAAAGGAAGGUGGAAGCAAUUGAAGGAAGUCAAGGCCAAGGAAGUUCUCAACAAGGAUUCCAGAAGAGGCAGAAUUUCCAACAAAAUAGGAAUCAAGGAUUUAAGAACCCGGGGCAGAAUGUUAAUAGGCAGUUUAAUAGGCCCCCGAAUCAGAAUCAGCAAGGUGUAGUGAAACCUCCAACACCAGACUGCAAGAAUUGUGGGAAGAAGCACUCAGGAAUAUGUGGAAAAUUGAACAUAGUAUGUUUUAAAUGUAAUAAGAGGGGUCAUUACGCUAAUGAGUGUAGAAGUCAAGGGGCAAUGAGGUGUGACAAUUGUGGAAAAACUGGGCAUUAUACCUAUAAUUGCAAGAACCCGGCACUAGCAAGCGCAAUGGUACGUGUGCAAGGAUCAACAUCAGGGAAGAGGCCUAAUGCUAGGACUUUUAACAUGACAAAGAAGACUUCGUCUAAGGAUACAGAUGUGGUAGCAGAUGCCAAGGAUUAGAGCAGCCGCUUAUAAAGUUUCCCAGAGUUAUCUUUUGUGCUAGGAAAAUCGCAGGAUGAUGCUAGGAGUCUUGGACUAAGUGUGGAUUAGUUAGUACGACUUGUUUCUUUGAAGUUGUAUUAUAAUGUCAGUAUGGUUGUAGUGGAAAACUCAUGUAGUAAGGAACCUAUGUCGUUGUUCGUUUGCAGUAACAGUUUAAACCUUUCGCAGACUUAGACCUGGCAAGAUCUUUGGUCAGGGGUGUAAUGGUAUAUAUUUAUUAUGUUAAUCUAUUCAG